AAGCUGUCAAAGUCAAAUAAAUUAGUCUAUACUAUCUAUGAUUCAAAAUUUACCAAAUCGUGAUGGAGAAGAAUCCUAUUUGAAGAAGUAUCUAAUAAAGUCAUUAAAAAUCGGAGAGUACUUUAUUGCAGAUAACAGUCUACCAAUUUAUUCGUUUUAAUCUAUUUAGUUUUCAUACCUCAUGGUGAUGGAGGGCUCGGCAUUUACGCGUAAUGAUGUGUUCCAAAUGGCAAUUCGUGUUGCUUUUGUCUCAGCCGUGACUUAUUUUUCAAUAAAAUGGCUUGUAAAUCAAAUAGAUCCGACAUCGAAGAGUCGAAAGAAGGCGGAAGAAAAAGCCCGCGAACAGUUACGCAAGGUGUCUUGCAGAGCCGGCCUGGGCGGGAGACACUCGCUGUCUUUGGACAAGCUCAGCGACCACGAAAUGAUCAUCGCAUCGCAGCUUGUCGUGCCUGAUGAAAUUAAUGUGAACUGGAAAGACAUAGCUGGCCUGGACCAUCUGAUUCAAGAGCUACGUGAGACUGUUAUUCUGCCAAUACAGAAGCGGGAUCUCUUCGCCGACAGCCGCCUCACGCAACCUCCGAAAGGAGUUUUACUGCACGGCCCACCUGGUUGCGGCAAGACUCUGAUAGCUAAAGCUACCGCGAAGGAGGCCCAUAUGAGCUUCAUUAACCUGGACGUGUCACUGCUCACUGACAAGUGGUACGGGGAGACUCAGAAGCUCGCAGCAGCUGUAUUCAGCCUCGCUGUCAAACUGCAGCCCUGCAUUGUAUUUAUUGACGAGAUCGAAUCGUUCCUGCGUACGCGCACGCAGCACGACCACGAAGCGACGGCGAUGAUGAAGACGCAGUUCAUGUCGCUAUGGGACGGACUCAUCACUGACCCUGGCUGUACUGUCAUCAUUAUGGGUGCGACGAACCGGCCCCAGGACCUGGACAAGGCGAUCCAGCGACGCAUGCCGGCCACGUUCCACGUGCCCAUGCCCAGCGAGAACCAGCGCGAGCGCAUCCUGCAGCUCAUCCUGCGCUCCGAGCCUGUCGCCACAGACAUCGACUUCAAACGCCUGGCGAGCGCCACUGAAGGAUUCUCAGGGUCUGACCUACACGAGCUGUGUCGACAGGCCGCUGUCUACCGAGUACGGGACCUUGCAAGGGAAGACCUCGCCAGGGAGGAACAGAGUAAAGCCAAAAACGCGACCAACAACUCGGACUCUGAUGACGAGUACGUGGACGCGGUGCGUCCUAUCACCAUGGGCGAUCUACGGCUCUCACUCAACAAACUCAAGGAGUCCAAGAUACAGUGCGGCACACUCGCGCCCUCUAUGCGGAUAGAACUCGACUAGGUGCCCACAGGUGAUGUACAAAGUAUUCAAUCGUUAGAUGAACAACAUGAUGUUAGAUAUUCUGGAGUCAGUUUCCAGGAGGCUAAUGGAAAUCUUCGGGUUCCUAUCUCCUACAUUGAAUGGCAUCAAUUAUCCUGUUACAUGUCUGUGUCAUGUAACAUGCUUGUUACAUGCCUUCAUCAUGUUAUAUGCCUGUUACAUGCUUUAGACAUGUAAAUACAUGUAGCAUUUGUCAUGUAAUGUAAUUUAUGUUGACAAAAACUAACUUUACUUAAUUUUUAAUUUAACAAAAAUCAUUUAAUACGAUCUUAUAGUAACUAACGGUAAGACAAUAUUAGGGUUGAUUGGCUAUACUUAUUUCUUAGCAUCACAAAUUAAUUUGUUUUUUUUUUUAAAUAAUAGAGUUUAGACACAAAUAUGGAGAGAAGUAUGUCAGAAUCGAUCCAAUUGUGAUUGCUUAUCACAAAUAAAAAAGUUAGUUACAUAUUCACAGAAUUAUAAAAAGACAACAAACUCCAGUAGUAUAUUUUUCUAACGACAUUUUAACGAUUACAGAUUCUAAAGAAAAAAUGUCUUUUUAUCACGUCAUUACCAGUUCUCUUAGGUUAAUAGUAAAUGAAUUUAUUGAUAGAUAUCUUAUUUACUGCUCGUACGAGAAAGAACAUGGUGCUAAACAUCGUGUCUCCUUCUGUCUCAUACAUGCGGUAGCGAAAAUGUGUCUAUCGACAAAUUUGUUUGUUCUUUUCUAGCGAGGACUGAGUUUCACAAUCGUGUCUAACGAUUCAAUUCUUUGUUGCAUUAUAAUUAGCUUUAUUAGUUGGUUAUAGGCAAAAUGUAUGAUGUACUUGUGUGGCUAUUUGUCAGUGCAGUGUUGUAGAUGUAGGGAUGAGCGGUAUUGUCGAAAUAUCGUUAUUGAUAAGUCGAUAUACGUGUACAGAAUAUAUAUAUUUACAAUAUCGAUAUUAAUUUUAACACUAAGGUAUGCCCAUGUAACUUAUGCCAAAAAAAAUAUAAGGGUCACUACUUAUUACUUAUUAUCUCCUUGUGGUAUCGAUAUGUCGAUAUUUUCCAAGGGAGCGAAUUGAGAAACUGUCGAGCUCUCUUAGUUGGUAAAUAUAAUAAAUAAAUAAAUAAAUUUUCCUAAAGCAGUGUUUUUCAAUCUUUUUCACGACGCGACCCCCUUAUUAUGUAAAAAAAUCUUGCGACCCCCUACCCUCCACGGUUUUGGAAUGUGUAUGAAUUUUAUUAUGAAAUCCGUACAGUUGUAUCUAUUUAUAUUCACAGUUAGAUAUCGAUAAAAUAAAAUAUAUAAUACAUAAUAAAGUAUCUAAAACAGACAUGUAAUCGAUGUCUGUUAUUGAUACUUCAUUAUGUAUUAUUGAUUAAUUGAUGUAUUUACAGAACUGUUGAUUUUUCACUGCUUCGCGACCUUCCGGGACGUCCUUGUAGAGGUUCGGAGACCCCCAAAGGAUCGCGACUCACACUUUGAAAAACACUGUCCUAUUGUCACGUUAAUGAAUAUCGCUCAUUCCUAUUUAGAUGUGGUUUUGGGUCCCGUAUGUCCCCUAGUAACAUAUCGCGGGUUUUCAUGCGUAAGGACUAAACAUAUGUAGAUUGUGAGUAUAUUGCUAACGAUGGGGCCGCAAGUCCCCAUUAGUAACAACCCUUCACAUAUGGAACACUAUGAUGGUUAAUGAAAAUCAUAUAUGUUUAAAGAUAUGUCCAUAAGCUACAAAUCGAAUGGUGUAAUUUCUCACAAUCUAUAUUAUACAUAAAUGUUUUAUCCAUUUCGCUAUAGACAUAUUUAUAUUUAAGACUUCGGGAUAACUUAAUUGACGUUCGUGUUAGUACGAAGCUAAUUGGGAAAAUAUUGUAGAUAAAAAAAAUUAUUCGAUUCACGCAAGCGAGUUUUGCAGCAAUUUGUCAAACAAAUUGUACUAGGGAUGUGUAAUAUAUAGCUGUAUAUUGGAGUCACAGUAUCUAUAUAUUGGUCAAUAACGGAUAUAUUAAAUAACGGUUAUUCAAUCAGUGUUAUGUCCAAAAGGACGUGGCACAUAGCCAAGAUACACUAGUGCUUGCUUUUUUUUCUUUCUUUCUUAUCUACCAAUAUAUAAUAUUGAAAUUAAUAAAGAUGGAUGGAAAUCCCACUGAUAUAGGUGAUAUGUGAAAUCAAUAUCUGCCGGCAUCCAAUAUAUAGAUACCAAUAUAUAGAUAUCGGAGUGAUACCGGUGUUACUCAUGCCUAACUUGUACAUAUAAAUUAGAUUUGUAGGAACUGCUUAUGAAUUUGUUACUAGCUUUGUCUAUAUUUGUUACCGAUUUAUGUUUAUUGAGCGAGAUUGUAUAUUUUUGACGCUAAUUGAAACUAUGUUUUAAUGUAUUGAAAAUAGAGUUGUUUUUUUACUUUAGAUUACAUGAUAUAUAUAUUGAUUACAUAUACAUGUGCUAUAAAGACAUUGUACAGUCAUAUAUAACAAUAUGUAAUGGAUUAAAAAGAAUAAAAACUUUAGGACCACUUUGUGUCACAAAGGUCUCGGGUAUAUUCUCAAGCAUGGGGGGUAUCAUGGGCGUAACAGUAUACACUGUUCUGUCCAUGAUACUGCUCAUGUUUAUAGGCGACGGUUACCACUUUCCAUCAGGUGGGACGUCAGCUUGUUUGCCAUUCUAAGAUGUAUAAAAAAAAAAAAAAUCAAGUCUGAGUUGAGCUCCUAAGGGCCAGUAUAAACUAAAUACACGACUGUCCAAAAAAGAAGUGUAAUGUUUUCAGGGUUCAUGUUUUAAUAAACCAUUUUACAGUGGAAUAUAGAUAGAAUCCUUACAUCAACCCGAUUGACAUUUAUUAUAAAAUUUUUGAAAAUAAUUUGGAAUUUGGCAAGGCAAUCGUGUUUAUCUCCAGAGCAAAAUAAACUUGUUUUGUAAUAGCAUUGAAUCAUAGCUGUGGUCCGUUAUACAAUAAUUUCGUUAAAUUAUUUUAACUGUAAAGUUAACUUUGGGGAAUAACACUGUAAAGCCGAUUGUCACAUAUUGACUUAACCCCAUACCACUGAUAAAAUAUUAGUGUUUUCAUAUUAUUGCAUAUGACUGUACAUUCUGUCUCCGUCGUAGUCGCAAUGUUGUAAAAUAUUGUAAUUAAUUUAUAAAAUUUCUUUGUCUCUCUUUCUUGGCAAUUCUGACGAGAGAAAUCUCUUUAAAACUAAAUGUGUUAUACGAAUUUCGACUUUAUUUCUUGGUAAUAAAAACAUAGUAGUUGUAAGUCAUAUAACUUUUGGGUGAUGCAAUUUUGACAGAAACAUAACAUACUAUUUUGGUCCUAUUUAAAGAGUAGAUAAAUUUAUUAUAUGUAAAUAUGAUUGCAUGAGAUACGAGAUUUUUAUUGAAAGAAUUAGGCAAGUGUCAUGUAAACGAAUCUUCCGCGGAAAUCUUAUUA
This is a messenger RNA of Galleria mellonella (greater wax moth), 4765 nucleotides long. It is a transcript of the gene nmd, whose product is annotated as outer mitochondrial transmembrane helix translocase. Gene Ontology annotation, molecular function: ATP hydrolysis activity; ATP binding. The record is from RefSeq and is a predicted model, not a curated record. NCBI's taxonomy places the organism in Eukaryota, Metazoa, Arthropoda, Insecta, Lepidoptera, Pyralidae. The transcript is spliced from 8 exons. Gene Ontology annotation, cellular component: mitochondrial outer membrane. The coding region runs from base 182 to 1339 and encodes 385 amino acids.